Messenger RNA from Cajanus cajan (pigeon pea), 1802 nucleotides. RefSeq names its product benzyl alcohol O-benzoyltransferase. Lineage: Eukaryota; Viridiplantae; Streptophyta; Magnoliopsida; Fabales; Fabaceae. The record is from RefSeq and is a predicted model, not a curated record.
GAAUUAAUAGCCUCCACUAAAAUGCAAUGUAAUCCGUCCUCUCUCUUUGAUUAGAUUAUGAAAACAUUUUUUCCGUUUUCUUUAUGCAAAUAAAAUCCGAUUUAUAAAGGCCAUGGCCAGCAGCCCAGCUCCAAACACUCAUUCAAACAUGGCCUCACCAUCUCCCUCUCUAAUGUUUACAGUGCGAAGGUGCCAACCUGAGUUGGUAGCUCCUGCUAUACCCACUCCUAAUGAACUUAAACUACUAUCCGAUAUAGAUGAUCAAGAUUCCCUGCGUUUUCAUGUUCCAGUUUUACUAAUUUAUCAAAACGAACCAUCAAUGGCUGAUAAAGAUCCGGUUGAAGUGAUUCGGAAGGCUUUGGCACAAACACUUGUCUUCUAUUACCCAUUUGCGGGUAGGCUUAGGGAGGGCCCUGGCCGCAAAUUGAUGGUAGAUUGUACCGGAGAGGGUGUGCUUUUCACUGAGGCUGAUGCAGACGUAACAUUUGAUCAGUUUCGAGAUAAUCUUCAACCUCCAAUCCCAUGCCUCGAAGAACUGCUAUAUGAUGUUCCAGGCACCCAAGAAAUUACCAACACUCCCCUUCUACUCGUACAGGUCACAAGACUCAAGUGUGGUGGAUUCAUCUUGGCCAUCCGCUUUAACCACACCAUGAGCGACGCAUCUGGUUUGUCACAAUUCUUGAACGCGUGGGCCGAAAUUGCUCGAGGAGCAACCAAACCUUCCAUUUCACCUCUGUGGCGUAGAGAACUCCUAAUGGCAAGAGAUCCACCUCGCAUCACAUGCAACCAUCGCGAAUACGAGCAAGUCCCAGACACCAACAAAGGAACCUUCUCUUCCAAUGAGGACGACAUGGUUCAUCGAUCAUUCUUCUUCGGACCCGUCGAGAUAGCUGCCCUUCGUCGCUUGAUCCCCGAUCACCUUCAAAAAUGCUCCACAUUCGAUAUCAUCACAGCAUGCUUGUGGCGCUGUCGCACAAAAGCAUUGCAAAUAGAGGCACAUGAGGAUGUUCGCAUGAUGGUCAUCGUCAACGCACGUGCAAGAUUCAACCCUCCGAUGGUACCUGUUGGUUAUUACGGCAACGCUUUUGCAUUUCCGGCAGCAGUCACCACCGCCGGGAAGCUUUGCCAAAACCCGUUUGGGUAUGCUGUGGAGUUGAUAAAUAAAGUGAAAGGUGAGGUGACAGAAGAGUACAUCCAAUCCGCGGCAGAUCUAAUGGUGAUUAAGGGACGAUGCUUAUUUACAACAGUAAGUUCUUUUAUUGUGUCGGAUACAACACGCGGCAAGUUUAGAAACGUGGAUUUUGGAUGGGGUGAUGCUGUGUUUGGUGGACCGGCCAAAGGUGGGAUAGGGGCCUCUUCAGCAGUAACCUAUUUCAUCCCUAUUAAGAAUCCAAAAGGAGAAGAAGGUAUAAUAUUUGUGAUUGGGUUGGAUGCUGAAGCUAUGGAAAGGUUUGUGAAAGAGUUGAAUGACAUGCUUUGGAACCAAAACCAACCUCAAAGGAAUGGUGCUAAAUUUAUCAAGUCUACCUUGUAAUUUCAAAGCUAGAUGUCAUUAUUACUAUGUACGGUUGAAAAUUGAAAAGAAGACAAUGAUGGAAAGAAAAAAAAAAUAUAUGGAGAUAGGUGAGAAGAAGAAAAAAGGGUUCGUAAGUGAGAUGAAAGAAGAAAAAAAAAAGGCAAUUUCUUGGGUGCAAGUUUAUUUUAGAGGGUACCAAAACCUUAUGUGAUUAGGACUACAUAAAUGAUGACAUGUGUUAAUUUUGUGAGAAAUUAUCUUUUUUAAAAAUGUUUUAAUAUUAAUU